This is a messenger RNA of Phytophthora sojae, 1972 nucleotides long. RefSeq names its product ABC transporter-like protein. Gene Ontology annotation, molecular function: ATP binding; ATP hydrolysis activity; ABC-type transporter activity. Gene Ontology annotation, cellular component: membrane. NCBI's taxonomy places the organism in Eukaryota, Oomycota, Peronosporomycetes, Peronosporales, Peronosporaceae. The coding region runs from base 1 to 1905 and encodes 634 amino acids. The record is from RefSeq and is a predicted model, not a curated record. The transcript has a single exon.
AUGCCCUCGGGUGUUUCCACGCCGCUCAACCUGGAGCAGGAGGCUCCCGACCACCAAUUCAUCCAAGUGGAGACCCCAAAGGUGCUCCCAACACGGGGUAACCGUAAGCUCCAGUCGCACGAAGCGCCCAAGUUCACGCUGCAAUGGCGCAACCUCAACCUCAAGGCCACCGUCGAGAACCCCCAGUCCAAGCAGCUUGAAGACAAAAUCAUCCUCAGCAACGUCAGCGGCUCUGCUCGACCAGGCGAGCUGCUCGUCAUCAUGGGGCCCUCUGGAGCCGGCAAGAGCUCGCUCCUCGACUGCAUCUCCGGCCGCAACUCCGCCGUCGAAGGAGAGAUCGUGCUCAAUGGGCAGCCAUGGAGUGACGCCACCAAGCGACUCGCCUCCUACGUCAUGCAAGACGACCUCUUCUACCAGACCAUUACCGUCAAGGAGCACCUGGUGUUCCAGGCCAAGCUGCGUAUGGGGAGGACGUUCACGGAGCAGCAGUACAUGAAGCGCGUGGACGAAGUCAUGGAGGAGCUGGGACUCAUGAAGUGCCGCGACACACUGAUCGGUGGCGUCUCGCUGCGCGGCAUCUCCGGUGGUGAACGCAAGCGACUGUCGUUUGCGACGGAGAUCCUGACGAACCCGUCGAUUCUGUUCGUGGACGAGCCGACAUCGGGCUUGGACAGCUUCAUGGCGGAGACGGUGACAAUGCAACUACAGCAGAUCGCUCGGGACGGGCGCACAGUGAUCGCCACGAUCCACCAACCUUCGUCCGAGCUGUUCGCGCUGUUCGAUCAGCUGUACUUGCUGUCCGAUGGAGCUGCUGUCUACCACGGUAAGGCCUCCGAAUCGGUCGACUACUUCGCUUCGCUCGGGUAUCCGUGUCCUCCGCUGAUGAAUCCGACGGACUACUUCAUGCGUCAGCUGGUGGUCAUGGACAAAGCCACUGAUGAAGCUGGCGUAGCUCGCGUUGAAGGUUUGAAGCAGGAGUGGCUGAAGCACCAGUCGCUGCCACAGAUCGACCACGAGGACUUCCAUGGCGAAGGACGGGAGAGCGAGUGCCACUUCGAAGACUCUCGACUCGAGUGGAUCGGCCAGAUCGCAGUGCUCGUCCAGCGCAACGUGAUCCGCUUCGUCCGGGACAAGUUCGCGUUCCACGCCGCCAUCUUCCAGACGCUCUUCGUGUCGCUCGUCGUGAGUCUGAUCUUCCUGCAGCUCGAUCUGGACCAAGACGGCAUCCAGAACUUCACGGGCGGCUUCUUCUUCCUCGUGGUCAACCAGACGUUCGCGUCGGCCAACCCGGUCUUCAUCUCGGUGCCUAUGGAGCUGCCGAUCAUCAUCCGAGAGUACAAGGGUGGACUGUACCACCUCUUCUCGUGGUACUUCUCCAAGAACGUGAGCGAGUUCCCCAUGCAAGUGCUGCUGCCCAUUGUGUUCUUCGUGCCCGUGUACUUCCUGAUGGGGAUCGGCCACGGCUUCGACGUGUUCAUCUACCAGCAGAUCGUCAUGAUUCUGGUCAACAGUUGUGCGGUAGGACUGGGCUACAUGGUGUCCUGCCUCAGCCGCCGCGUCGACAUCGCCCCCAUCAUCGGCGUGGUGAUUAUUCUACCCUUCCUGCUCUUCGGGGGGCUGCUCAUCAACUCGGACGACUGCCCGGACUACUUCAUCUGGGUGCAGUACGUCUCGCCGAUCAAGUACGGCUUCGAGGCGCUGAUGAAGAUCUUCUGGCGCCAAGUGCCGUCCAUCUCCUGCGACGUGGACAACUGCACGGCAUUGACGGGCGACGACGUGCUCCAGAACUACAGCAUGGAGUCGCGCUCGGCGGUCGCUGACGGCGCCAUCUUGAUCGCCAUCAACCUGGCCUUCCGAGCCGUCGGCUUCCUCGGCCUAUGGCUCAACCUGCGCCGGCAGAAGUAAAGCUUUGCAUAGUAUUGCGUGACGUUGCUCACCAGUCCCACAGUUUAACAUGCCACAUGGCUACAUU